UUGUUUGAAAAAGAGGGGGAAAAAAAUGAGGCAUAAGGAGCCAAGUGCUCAUAUUCGGGCCAAGUUACGAGCCUCUGAGAACAAGAGCUUGAGGGGAGGACUGUUAACCCUCUUCUCUCGGGCAGAAUGAGCUCUUUCCCCGUGGGUCUGUGCUGCCUGUAAAGCUCAACGCGCCCUCGCCCUUGGAGUGAGAGGCUAGCCCACUGCAGAACUGCAGAAAUCUGCAACAAAAACCGUAACAGCCUGAAACACAUCCCAGUGCCAACCUCCAAAUUCGUCUGACACCUCAGACCCUGACUAGUUGACAGAGCAGCAGAAUUCCAACUCCAAUAGACCUGAAUGUGUUUCUAGGCAAAGAAGCAGAGCUAACAAGGAAAGAGAUUUAAAGAGCAUUGGGCAUUUGUCACACUUAUUUCCUGACUGUGUGCAAAGACGAGAUUCAACUUCAAUUUUCCGCCAAGGCUCUGGGUCCAGCCACCUACCUGAAGAUGAGGUCCUCCUAAAAGUUUGGUAAUGAGACGCUUCGUUCCUAAGAGAAGGAAAAGGCUCUCCUUAAAUUUCUCCACCAUCUCUCAUCUCUAACCUCUCAAGACCCACAAAAAGAAACAAUGGGACAAAGGUCUACAAAGAUGAAGACUGUGAUUUUUUUCAUAUUCAUUUUGGGAACUGCAGCUGCAAUCCCGACACAAGCAAGGUUCCUAUCUGAUCACUCCAACCCAACUGCUGAUUCCUUGAGUUCCCUCCAAAAGGCUGAAAUGUUGGUAACAUCUGAGCACACUGCAAUCCCUAUUGUAAGGGCAGAAGAUGCAGAAAAUGAAAGGGAAACUGAAGUAUCCAUAGAAGACCAUCCCACUCAUAAGCCUGAAAAAUCCUCAGUACUAAAGUCAAAGGAGGAAAACCAUGACCAGUCAGCAGAGCAGGACCAGAGUUACAGCCAAAACCUGGGAUUACAGGAUCAAGAGAAAAGCGAAAGUGACUUAAUUGAGAAUUUGGAGUAUACACCAACUGAAGGUGCAUUGGACCUAAAAGAAGAUAUGAGUGAGCCUCAAAAGGAAAAACCCCCAGAGAGUUUCCCUGGUCAUGAUGUUAGCGCCAUCGUAGAUUCUAAUCCACAAGAAAGCAUCACAGAGACAGAAGAGCCUAUAAAUGACUCACAUCCUCAGUUGAACAGGAGCAGCAAACAUAGCCAAGACCUAAGUGUUCCAGGAAACCAAGAGCAGGAUCCAAAUGGAGGAGAGGAAGGUGAAGAAGAGCCAGGUGAAGUGGGUACCCACACUGAUAACCAAGAAGGAGAGAGAGACGGUCCCAAGGAGCAUGCUCACAGCACGCAGGAAGAAGACAGUGCCCAGUCGGAUGACAUUUUGGAGGCGUCCUAUCAGCCAACUCAAGUAAGUGAGAUGCAGAAAGAUGAAUCUGAACAGGGCAGCCAAGAACGAGAAGAGGGAAAUUCCAAUGCAGAAGUGGAAGGGGAAGCUGCAUCAAAAAUCAAUAUGCCCAAUCAAGAUACAGAAUGGCAGGGCCAAGAAGGAAAGCCGGGCCUUGAAGUUAUCCAAGGAGGUAACCAUGAGGAGAUGGACAAGAAGGCUCUUUCUGAGCCUUUGCUGGUGGAGCCUACUGGUGAUGCUAACAUCAUGCCCAGAAAUCACAGGGCUGGUGAUGACGGCGAUGACGGCCCCCGACACAAUGCAAGUGAGGACUACUUCAUCACAAGCGAGGCCUUCCUGGAGAGUGAAAGAGCUCAGUCCAAUUACUAUCACAUCAAAUAUGAGGAGCAAAGAGAAAAAGCACAUGAGAAUGAGAAUGUAGAUACCAGUGAACCUGUGGAAAACCAAGGGGCCAAGAACACAGACAGCUCACGGAAUGAAGAUGACAGUUCAACUGAAGGCAACACGAGGGUGCACAGUGUUGAUUCUUGCAUGAACUUCCAGUGUAAAAGAGGACACGUCUGCAAGGCUGAUCAACAGGGAAAACCCCACUGUGUUUGCCAAGAUCCAGUGACUUGUCCUCCUACAAAACUCCUUGACCAAGUUUGUGGCACUGACAAUCAGACCUAUGCCAGCUCUUGCCAUCUCUUUGCUACUAAGUGCAGACUGGAGGGGACCAAAAAGGGGCACCAACUGCAGCUGGAUUAUUUUGGAGCCUGCAAAUCUAUUCCUGCUUGUACGGACUUUGAAGUGAACCAGUUUCCUCUAAGGAUGAGAGACUGGCUCAAGAAUAUCCUCAUGCAGCUUUAUGAACCUAAUCCUGAACACGCUGGAUAUUUAAAUGAGAAGCAGAGAAAUAAAGUCAAGAAAAUUUACCUGGAUGAAAAGAGACUCCUGGCUGGGGACCACUCCAUUGACCUUCUCUUAAGAGACUUUAAGAAAAACUACCACAUGUAUGUGUAUCCUGUGCACUGGCAGUUUAGUGAACUGGACCAGCAUCCUAGGGACAGAGUCCUGACCCACUCUGAGCUUGCCCCUCUGCGAGCAUCUCUGGUGCCCAUGGAACACUGCAUAACGCGCUUCUUUGAAGAGUGUGACCCCAACAAGGAUAAGCACAUCACCCUGAGGGAGUGGGGCCGCUGCUUUGACAUUAAAGAAGAAGACAUAGAUGAAAAUCUCCUGUUUUAAAUGAAGAUUUGAAACAACUCCAAUUACCCAGCAUCCUCCUUUGUUCUGACUACUUCUGAAGUAUAUGCAGUGUGAUACUUGUAGUUUUAUAUUUAGCAAAAUGUUUGCAUGUUUGAGAAGACAGUGAGAGUAAUUGCUUGAUAACAGUAUACACACCAGGCAUUUAACAUUAACUUUAGAAAUAGAACUUUAAACUUAAAGUCAGUAUAUGCAAAAUAUUGUACACUGUUUGUGAACAGGAGUUUAACUCAUCACUCUCCAUGUCCAUUUAUGAGAUACUUAAGGAUUACAAAACUCGCAAAAAUAAUACAUUCAUUUUGUCCAUAAUAGCAUGUGCACUUCGAAAAACAGAAUAAGGCUCUUUGUUGCUGAUGUUGUUGUUAUUUUCAAUAUCUUAAUAUCCUAAUAAAAAUCCAUAAAAAUC
Messenger RNA from Hippopotamus amphibius kiboko, 3036 nucleotides. RefSeq names its product SPARC like 1 (gene SPARCL1). NCBI's taxonomy places the organism in Eukaryota, Metazoa, Chordata, Mammalia, Artiodactyla, Hippopotamidae. The record is from RefSeq and is a predicted model, not a curated record. Gene Ontology annotation, molecular function: protein binding; calcium ion binding; extracellular matrix binding. The transcript is spliced from 12 exons. Bases 609 to 2612 code for a protein of 667 amino acids. Gene Ontology annotation, biological process: signal transduction; anatomical structure development.